AAUGAAAAGGCAAUCUCCCAUUGAUGAAGUAUUGCCACUACCUCAUAAAAAGGUGAAACCACAAUCUCCCGUUGAUACACAGGAAGAUUAUGAAAUUCCACUUAGACAAAUUGGUGAAACUGAAUGGUUUGCUGUAGAUGAAUUUGAGGUGUUUCAAGUUCGUAAACUAGUUACAAAUUAA
This is a messenger RNA of Racocetra persica, 181 nucleotides long. The record is from the annotation of a GenBank genome assembly. NCBI's taxonomy places the organism in Eukaryota, Fungi, Glomeromycota, Glomeromycetes, Diversisporales, Gigasporaceae.